GAGUCGGCAAGCGUCAUAAACUCAUUCGCCAGUCGCCGGCGCGCACGCCUGGCGCACGUCACUGCGCGCUCCUCAAAAUAUAUAUCCAUGUUAUAUGUGACACACAAAACAACGAAACACCAUGGAUAAGGACCACGCUCUCGAGGAGAUGAUGGGGAAGCUGGGCGACUUCGGGCGGUAUCAGGGUUUCCAGUUCUUCCUCCACAUCCUCGCCGCCAUGACAGCCGGCCUCCACAUGCUGUCCCUGGUCACUGUUGCCGCAGUACCUGAACAUAGAUGUGCUGUUGACGGCCUCGACACCGGCAAUUUUACGGAACCAUGGAACUCCACGCUUCUGGAGAAGGCGAUACCUUUAAACGCCCACGGAAAACUAGAUUCUUGCAGCAUUUACGGGGAGAAUAAUACAGUCGAGACCUGCAACUCGUGGGUCUAUGACACCCAAUACUAUUCGUCCUCGCGAGGCAUAGAAUGGGACUUCGUUUGCAGCAGGCGAUGGAUGGGAGCCGCGGCCCAGACCGCGUACAUGAUCGGUGUCCUACUCGGCUCUAUAGUACUGGGAAGACUGUGCGACAAAUUCGGAAGAAAAACCGUGUUCGUUUGGGCGGGAGUCCUCCAACUGUUGUUCGGAGCUUCGGUCGCCUUUUCGACGGAUUACUACACGUUCAUUGCCCUCAGAUUCUUGUACGGUAUAUUCGGGUCCGGAUCGUACAUCGCCGGAUUCGUACUCACGAUGGAGUUGGUCGGACCCAGCAGACGAACGAUUUGCGGUGUCGCGUUCCAAGUCAUGUUCGCCCUGGGAAUCAUGCUGCUGGCCGCAUGGGGAUACUUGAUAGACAAUAGGUUCUAUUUGCAGAUCCUUUAUGCGUUGCACGCGGCUGUACUGCUUCCUCAUUGGUUUUUAAUGGACGAGUCUCCCCGGUGGCUUUGGUCCCAAGGCCGAGCGAGAGAAUCCGUCGCGAUAAUCGAGAAAGCUUUGAAAAUGAACAGAUCGAAUGAGAUCAUCGAUACGGCCACCCUGGUGUCGCAUUGCAAAGCUACUUGCGCCAAGUAUUCGGACGAUGAAAUGGCGAGUACCGGCGACCUCUUCAAAACUCCCAACCUGCUCAAGAAGACCCUAAUCAUUUGCGGCUGCUGGUUCGCUAACUCCGUCGUGUAUUAUGGGCUCUCACUGAACACGGGGAAACUAAACGGCAACCCUUACUUUAUUAUGUUUUUGAUGGGCAUCGUCGAGCUCCCUAGCUACGUAAUAAUUAUAUACUGUCUAGAUCGCAUCGGGCACAGAGCACUGAUAAGUACAAUGAUGUUGUUGGGAGGCGUGUCAUGUUUAGUCGUAGUGGCUCUACCGCACGGGUCUACUUCUGCUACCGGAGUCGUUAUGAUCGGAAAACUAUUUAUAUCGGGCUCGUACUCGAUAAUUUACAAGUACUCAGCUGAACUGUUCCCGACGGUAGUGCGUAGUUCUGGCGUGGGCUUAGGAAGUAUGUGCGCAAGCGUGUCGGGUGCCUUUACCCCUUUGAUAAGUCUGUUGGAUACCCUCGAUCCGAAGAUACCGACUAUUAUAUUCGGAUUUCUCGCCCUAUUCUCGGGUUUCUCCACGUUCCUGCUCCCUGAAACGAUCGGUCGUAACUUGCCGCAGUCUAUUGAAGACGGUGAAAAGUUUGGAAUCGGUGACACCUGCUUCACAAACUGUAGCGGGCGGCGAAUCAGCGACAGCUCGAUCGAGGUGCCCGAAACUAUGAUCCCUCUUGAUUUAAACGAGAAGAAAGCGUAGAAAACAGACCCACUCAACUACAUGAUAGUUCUAGUUACAACUGCAAAAUAUAAAGUAAGAAAAGGCGUACUUAAUUAUAGUAACAAAUGUCAUUAACUAUUGUUGCCUAUCUUCUGACCUGUUAGGUUUAUUGUUAACUUUACAAAGUCUUGCAAGAUCUUAAAUAUUAGAGAUACAAUACAAGUGAUUACAAGAUCUAAAGUAUUCGUUAGAUUUAGACCCAAAAAGCGUAGACUUUGUAAGCUUUGCACAAUAUGUUCAGGAGAGUCUAUGUUUGCUUUGUAUAUUUGUACGUUUGUGUGCUAAAUCAAAUAUUUUCUAGUUAAUAUUUUUUUAUGUUUGUGAAGCAGGAUCUAAAUCUUAGUAGUAGUUAGUGCAUUAAAUCUCAGGGGAACAAUGUUAUUGUCGACAAUGAAUGAGUGCCUGCAUUUAACAUUUUUAAUAUAUAAUUUAGAUUAUAUAAAUUAGCAUAAGGAGAAUGUCAAACUAUGCCAGUGAGUUCUAUCCAGUAAAUUACAUAGAUAUAGAUAUUUAAGUUCGUAAAGAUAAGUAUCAAUUUCCAUAUUUUUAGGUUUUUAUAUUACUUAUCUUCUUGUUU
Aricia agestis (brown argus) is the source of this 2369-nucleotide messenger RNA. RefSeq names its product organic cation transporter protein. NCBI's taxonomy places the organism in Eukaryota, Metazoa, Arthropoda, Insecta, Lepidoptera, Lycaenidae. The coding region runs from base 122 to 1771 and encodes 549 amino acids. Gene Ontology annotation, molecular function: transmembrane transporter activity. The transcript is spliced from 3 exons. Gene Ontology annotation, biological process: transmembrane transport. Gene Ontology annotation, cellular component: membrane. The record is from RefSeq and is a predicted model, not a curated record.